AUGAAAGGGGCAGUACUUUUUCCUUGGCUCUGCUACACAAACCUAUUUUUCCUUUCCUUUGGAGGGUCAGAGUGCUUUUUCUUGGCCUCAAUGGCUUAUGAUCAUUAUAUUGCUCUUUGCAAUCCCUGACAUUAUCCUGUAUUUCUGAACAAGAAGAAAUGCAAUGUACUGGCUGCAGGGUGCUGGGUCAGCGGAAUACUUAUAUCCUUGGGCCUCCUCACAAGCAUGGUGUUCACUUUACCCUUCUGCAGAUCCAAUGCGAUCAACCAUUACUACUGUGACAUCCCCCCACUGCUAAAGCUGGCCUGUGUGGACACUUCCCUCUUUGAGUUUUGUGUCUUGAAGUUGGCUUUGAUUUUUAUUGCCUCUCCCUUUGUGCUGAUCUUCCUGCCAUAUAUACGCAUUGUCUCCACUGUUCUGAAAAUUGCCUCUAUUGAGUGCAAAAAGAAAGCCUUCUCCACCUGCUCUUCACACCUCAUCGUGGUGAUAUUAUUCUAUGUCUCUGGCUGUGUUAGGUAUCUGAAGCCCAAAGCAGACUACUCUCCAGAUAUAAACAAGUUUCCUUCUUUAUUAUACACAUUCCUCACACCCAUACUAAACCCUAUCAUUUACACUUUGAGAAAUAAAGAGGUGAAAAGUGCUUUCUGGAGAGUGCUUGGGAAAAGGAGGCUUGUCUGA
Gavialis gangeticus (Gharial) is the source of this 678-nucleotide messenger RNA. Its product is annotated as olfactory receptor 10A7-like. NCBI's taxonomy places the organism in Eukaryota, Metazoa, Chordata, Crocodylia, Gavialidae. Gene Ontology annotation, biological process: G protein-coupled receptor signaling pathway. Gene Ontology annotation, molecular function: olfactory receptor activity; G protein-coupled receptor activity. The record is from RefSeq and is a predicted model, not a curated record. Gene Ontology annotation, cellular component: membrane. The transcript is spliced from 2 exons.